GCAGUGACACUGUAAGACCGGCAGGGGCGCCACAUGGUUCAGUGUUUGUAGGAGCGAAUGAACAGUAAACAGAUAAACUACUAGUAGUUCAACUGUCAGGUAACCUGGCGGAUAAACUCUGUUUACGGAAAUUAUUUAAUCGAAAAUCGCCGAAAAGGACAAACUGCUGAUACUCUGUAUAUACCGCAGGAACCGCCAGCCUCAUGAUGUCAGCCGACAGGGAGCUCAGCACAGACGCCUCUGACGACAACAAACUUGUCAGACCAAAGGUGGAGUUCCAUAGUUUACUGCAGCAUGCAGGGGCCACCAAAGAUGUUUUCACUAUGAAGGAGGUGAUGUUCUACCUGGGUCAGUACAUCAUUCAGAAGCAGCUGUACGACCAGAAGCAGCAGCACAUCGUCCACUGCUCCCAGGAUGCAUUGGGGCGGGUGCUGGGAGUCGACAGCUUUUCUGUCAAAGAGCCGAGAAUUCUUUUUGCGAUGAUCACCAAGAACCUGGUGGCAGUGAAUAACCAAGACUCGGCGCCAAGCUCGAGUGCACCACACAGUAACAGUCAGACAGACAGAGAGACAGAGGAUGCAGACUCUGAAAGUCGCCCUUCAUCUCCAGACAGGAGGAUUAGGCGGAGGAGGAGGAGGAGGAGGAGCUGCAGGAGUAAUGAGCCAGGACCGUCGCACAGCACUGAGAACGACGACGAUGACGAGUCAGAAGAGGAAGAGGACGGAGAAGGAAGGAAGAGGAGGAGGUCUGACAGCUACUCCCUCACUUUUGAUGACAGCCUGUCCUGGUGUGUGAUUGGUGGACUGGGAAGUGGGCGGGACAGACACAGCAGCCAAUCAUCCAACUCACACAGCACGUCUGGAACGUCAGAAGUCACGGUUGCGGCCUCAGACAGCGACAACUUCAGUGUUGAAUUUGAGGUCGAGUCCAUCGCGUCUGAUGACUAUAAUGAAGACGAUGCCUCUCUGUCUGCGGACGAUCAGGUGUAUGAGGUCACCAUCUUCGAGACAGAGGAUGAAGACUCUUUUGAUGAAGAUACUGAGAUCACAGAAGCUGAUUACUGGCGGUGCACCAAGUGUGAUGAGUUGAACCCCCCUCUUCCUAGAAACUGUCUCCGCUGCUGGACACUGCGCUGUGAUUGGCUGCCAGAAGACAUAACAAAGUCUGCCUCCUCGAGUCCUAAAGACCUGCCCACAAAGCCAAAUGACCAAUCAGCAGCCAAAGAAGCUCCAGGUUCUGAUGUCGAGGAGAACGAAGGAGUUGACGUUCCAGAUGGGAAGAGGGCGAAAACUCCCCCCUUGUCGCAGUGCCUGUUUGACUCCACUGCUUCUGAGUCCUCCUCAGCUCCCUACUCCCAGGAUCUCUUCUCAUCCUCCCAGCCUUCGUCCUCCUCCUCCUCCCAGCCUCCCUCCUCCUACUCCUCCUCCAUUGACUCUCAGGAGCUCCUCCCGGCUUCGCCCACCGAUCCUCCUCCUCCUCCUCCUGCGGUCCCCGAGCUGGAACGCAGCGUGUCGGCUGAGUGGCGUCUGCCGGAGUCGUGCCUGGACCCGUGUCUUAUCUGUCAGUCCCGGCCGAAGAACGGCUGCAUCGUCCACGGGCGGACAGGACACCUCAUAUCCUGCUACGUCUGCGCCAGGAAGCUGAAGAAAAGGAACAAGCUGUGUCCGGUCUGCAGGCUGCCCAUCCAGUCGGUCAUUCUCACCUACCUCAGCUGAGACACCCAGUCAGUCAGUCAGUCCGUCUGCCUGUACCUCCAGAACUCUUUCAUACAGCAGAUCCAUGUGUGAAGAAGGCCUUCUUGGCUCGCCCUACAGAUUUAUCUCUGCUGAGACUCCACUUCACAGUUUAGGUUCCUUCUCGCCUCAGUAACCAUAGACUUACAUGGACUCAGUACCAAAAUAACAGCUCAUUUUCGUGUUUUACUCCUCUUCUGUCCGAGGGCACAUGUCUGCACUUUGUCGUAGUCUCUCUAUUCAGGAGCUGGUAAGACUGCCAUUAGUCUUUAUUUUUCUUGCUGACAAGACCAAACCAACAAACUUUUUCCCACAUCCCUGCUGCUCCCUACUGAGGCAAAUGACUCAGCCGGUUUUGUCUUUUAUCGUCACAAUGAAAAUCAAACAGAGGAGCAACAGAUGCUAAAUGUUCAGCGUUUUGGUUUUAAAGAUUACUGAAGCACAACACAAGGAAAUUGUGCAUUUGUUGGGGACUAUUUUCAGUGAUGGAUUAGUCCACAUUUGGCACACUAGUGAGUACAUGUGACAGCAGGGCGGAUGUGUUUUUAUUGGAGCUCUGUGGGACACAGGACGAGACUGAUUGACACACAGUUAGCAGAUCCAUUAAUUGUUGGUUUCGGUCUUUUGGUUUGAGAAUAAAAAUGUAGAGUAUCAUUAGUCUUGUUCUUUAAACGACGAUUCAACCUCAGCAGCAUUGAAUGAUUUUUCAUUUUCUUCGUCUGUCCUCAGCUGUCAGAUGAGAUGAUGAGUUUUGUCUCAGUGUCCAACACGAGUGUAAGCAGCUCCAUUUGUAAGUGAGCAAGAAGAAACUGAUCUGCAGCCAUAUUCUCUUCUGAAUUUGGGUGAAAAUGUUGGAUUGCUCCUUUAAACCCAUCAUCUGGUAACGCUGCAUGUGUCCACACUUGAUGUUAUGGGUCAGUAAUUUUCUGGAAAAAUCUGCAUUCACUUUUCAGAAAUUGUUAAUUUAAAAAGCUCAGCUGACCUGCUAUUUAAUAAUUCAGUUAAAUGAAUAAUUAACAUACAAAUUAAACAGUUUUUUUUUUAUAAUUACUAUAUAAUGAUUAGUCAUGAAGUUCUUUCCAAGAGACUUUUCAGCAAAUUAUUAGGAAAUUAAGGUCCCAUGAAGUAAAGCCUUACUAUUUAUUUUACAAGCUGUUUCACAUCCUUUCUGGAAAUAAAUCUAUUAUGUGCUCGUAAUAAUAUUAAAAUUGGAAUCUGCUUCCAUAUUUAGAAACUUAAUUUUCCAUGUAGUUAAUUUGUAAGCUUGAGUGUAACUGCAUGAUUUGUAAUUAACACCAAAUGUUCUUUCCAGGAAACUUUCUUGAAAAUUAGCAGGAGAUUACAGCCCAUAACUCGAAGUGUUACCAACAUCUUUAGUAUUUAUUUUUUAUUUAUGUGAGUGGAAACUUUUCUAUGAGCUCUUUAAAUAAGAAAUAUAUAUAUAUAUAAAUAAGAGAUCUCUAAUUUCUGAUGUUUUCUGUUUGACUUUUGUGUGAAUUGAAUAAAGUUUAACUUCUGUUAA
Scatophagus argus is the source of this 3255-nucleotide messenger RNA. RefSeq names its product MDM2 proto-oncogene (gene mdm2). The coding region runs from base 204 to 1715 and encodes 503 amino acids. Gene Ontology annotation, cellular component: nucleus. Gene Ontology annotation, molecular function: identical protein binding; ubiquitin protein ligase activity. Gene Ontology annotation, biological process: regulation of cell cycle; negative regulation of apoptotic process. Lineage: Eukaryota; Metazoa; Chordata; Actinopteri; Scatophagidae. The record is from RefSeq and is a predicted model, not a curated record. The transcript has 13 exons.